Molecule: messenger RNA, 1815 nt
Organism: Pestalotiopsis fici W106-1
Lineage: Eukaryota; Fungi; Ascomycota; Sordariomycetes; Amphisphaeriales; Sporocadaceae
Exons: 2
Coding region: 1-1815 (604 amino acids)
Biological process (GO): SNARE complex assembly
Cellular component (GO): lytic vacuole; endosome
Molecular function (GO): SNARE binding
Source: RefSeq, a predicted model, not a curated record
AUGUCUCUCUCGACUGAGUCGACGCGCCCGCUUCUCCUGCCGCAGAACCGUCGUCUACGUCACCUGCAAGGAAUCUACCUACGGAAUUUGAGCUUUGUGCGACCACAUGGAAAGACGACGGAUGAUUUAAACCUGGGAAAGGGGUCAACGACAAAGCUUCAGGCCCUCAAGGCCAGCUCGCAACUCCACCAUGCGGCAUCCUCCGAGUCACUGCGGGAUCGACCGACCAAGAUUCGACGGCGAAGCACUAAUCUUGCGAACAAGAGCCCGGUAAUCAGACAGAAGGCCCUAGAAGUUGCCAUUGAGAGGCGAGCAGCCGAUGCCUUCUUCUCUUUGCACGUCGAAGGCGUCGAGGACCCGGUGUACAUCAGCGAGGUUAAGGACCGAUCAACGAAUUUCAACUUUCGUUUCUUUGAUCUGUCACAAGCCCAUUCCCACAUCACACGAUCUGCCGAAGUAGUAGUCAAGAUAUGGGGAAAACGACAAGACCAAUGGCUUCUUUUACUCGACCAAGCAGUCGAAUUGCGGCUUCUUAACUUUAUGGGAACUCUUCGCAACCAGCAUUUCCCUCCCAACUGCUUGGUAUUCCACCUGAUCGACGGGAUUUAUUGUCUUGAACUACCGGCUAGAGUACCCGAACCCAAACAAGGCACGCCUCUAUCUACUUCAUCGUACAAUGCGCUGAUGAAACUCUCAAACCUUGAAGCAUCUAUUCAAGACGCCCUCGCAACGCGUGAAGCUUUGACGGCUCAGAUCAAUGGGAUUUUGGAACGAACGCCUCCGGACCCAGUCCCCAUGGCGGAAGAAAAGGCCAGGCUGGCGAAUAAGUAUCUCACAGCUGAGCAACGUUCUCUCAAAGCCGCCGAAGCCCGUCGUGAGGAGUUGAAGCAGUCAAUUGCGGCUAGACGUGCUGCCAUAGCCGAAGGUUGUGAGGUACAGGACAAGACUGCUCAAGACAUUGAAAACGCUGCUACAAAGCUACCAAGUGCUCGUGCUUCGAUCAUUGAUGCGCGGGAUAAUAUCCGUGGUCAACGCCGACGUAUCUGCGAAGAACUUGGCCAGAUCUUUCCGAUUGCAGCGGCAUCUUCUGGGGCACCCCUAGCUUUCCAGAUCUGCGGCAUUGAGCUACCCAAUACAGACUAUGACCCGACCUUGAACACUGCUGCAGAAAAUGCCCUGUCGGCAGGAUUGGGCUAUGUUGCCCAACUGACUCAUGCACUCCAAUUCUAUCUUGGCGUGCCUCUACCAUACCCCAUUACGCCUUUUGGCUCCAGGAGCAGCGUUCGGGACGAUAUUUCUCAAAUAGCCGACAAGGAACGUACUUUUCCGCUCUAUAUACGUGGAGGAGCAACUGCCCAGUAUCGAUUCGACUAUGGCUGGUUCUUACUCAAUAAGGACAUUGAGACUCUGUGUGCCAGUGCUGGUCUCAAAGUCGUCGAUAUACGACACACGCUGCCAAACCUGAAAUACUUACUCUAUGUCUGCAGUGCUGGCACCAAUGAUUUGCCUGAACGGAAACGUGGUGGCAUCAGGGGAUUGUGGGCAGGCAAGAUGAAAGGCCGCAUUGGCACUUCUAUAGACGAUGGAGCAAGUAGUGCUGGAGGAAGUCGACGUGGAAGUGCCGAUAGUGAACUGCUUGAUAAGCAAAGAGCUGAUUUAAGGAAGCUGAUCAUCAGUGAUCCCAACAGUCAUGGUGACCACCGCACAGCCGCCAGCCCAGUGCCUGAGCGGAGCGCAUCAGCCCGACUAACUCUUGAUGAAGACACCAAAUUUACAUUGAGAACUAAAGGCUUGAGAGAGAACAUCGUUAACUGA